Molecule: messenger RNA, 1725 nt
Organism: Raphanus sativus (radish)
Lineage: Eukaryota; Viridiplantae; Streptophyta; Magnoliopsida; Brassicales; Brassicaceae
Product: myb family transcription factor PHL8-like
Exons: 6
Coding region: 636-1577 (313 amino acids)
Molecular function (GO): DNA-binding transcription factor activity; DNA binding
Source: RefSeq, a predicted model, not a curated record
AAUCUUAGAUCACCUUGAGCAGAAUCAAUCUUGAGGAAGAAAUAAAUUAUAGCCAAAUAUCACAUCCUGAUCUAGCACCAGAGGCUGUAGGAGGUUUAGCUCACCAGUCAUGGCGACAGUCUACUUAAUCAAAUAAGCAGUUUGGUGUAAUCCUUAGCCCAUUUUCAAAUAGUUCAUUCAAACCAUUUGGUUGAAAUGACUAAUAAAGAAGUGUGAUACACGUUAACUAAGUGUCCAUUAGGAUAGAUGUCGAGUAAAGACCAUAACCUAAUAAGUGUACAAAUUUUAUUCUUAUCUGACCUCGGGGUAUCAUAGAUUCUGUCUAAACACUUCAAGUCAAAGAAGAAAAAGUUACCCAAAAGUUCCAAAAUUUAAAAAUAUAUAUAUUAUCAAAAGACGGUGUAAAACCCGGAGGUAUUCAAGGAAAGGGAAACAAAUAGUCAAAUACUAAAACGUAAAAAUGCGAAAAAAGUAAAAAAUAAAAUAAAACAAAGAAAAAAAGAAAGUGGAAAGGGUCAAGAAAGCAUAUAUUCCAUCCUCCAACAGAACCCCACUCAGGUUUCCAGAUAUGGUGUUAGAAUAAGUUUAUAAAGACCAAGAAGAAAAGAAAGAGAAGACUCCAACAACUACAUAAGAUGGAUAAUGAUAAGAAUCACAAGGCAGAGGAAGCUAAACCGAGAUUGAGAUGGAGUUAUGAGCUUCAUCACAGGUUCAUCGACGCCGUUAAUCAACUCGGGGGACCAAACAGUUCUGUUUCAGUUCCCUUUCUCAUUUUGAAACCUUAUCAGGUUUGGGUGGUUAGGUCUUAUUUCUUUGUUAGUUUUUCAUUUUUUGUUUUGUUUUGUUAUGUGGUGUUUUUAGAGGCGACGCCUAAGGGUUUGAUGAGGAUUCUUGAGAUUCCUGAGCUUACUUUGUACCAUCUCAAGAGUCAUUUACAGAAAUAUCGGCUCGAGAUAAGCGAGAGAUUCAUUGGUAACAAGCAAGAUGUUUCUUCAGCUGCAAAAUCCCAAGAACGUCAGAGUCAAAAAUAUUUUGGAGAUCAACCUGACGUCAUUGUCACAGAAGAAAAAGAUGACGAACCUAACAAAAACUUGCAAAUCAAGGAAGCGAUAGAAAUACAAUUGGGAGUCCAGAAGAAGCUUCACGAACAAAUCGAAAGGAAGUUACAGGACAGGAUAGAGGCACAAGGGAAAUAUUUAAAGUCUGUGCUAAUGAAAGCUCAAGAAACUCUCUCCGCCUCCGGUUACAAAUCUUCUAGUCUCUAUGGAGUAGCAUGGACGGCGAAUAGAAGUUGUCUCAGUUCUGAAGAUGACGAGGCUGAGGAAGAAUACGAUUUCUUGGGUCUCAAGAAAGCGGAAAACAAAGGGAUUGAACCAGCGAGAAGUUUAGUUGACUGCUCGUUGGCAUCAUCAGAAUGCUCAGAAGCAGAAAAGGAUAUUCAUUCUCUGACCAUUAUGAGGAGAUCAAACACGCUUCAGUUUACGGAGAUCAAACCAGAGGAAGUGAUGGAUCGGAAGAAGAGAAGGUGGGACGAUGUCCUUUGCGUGGAACAAUCUAUCCGGAAGAGAGCCUUUUAAAGACCACGACGGUGAGGACUUGGGUCUGAGUUUAAAUAGUUUCAAGGUCAUGGAAACAUGUUCCAAGUCCGACAAGUAGAACUAGUCUAUUAGGUUACAAGAAACCUGAGCCUUUUAAUAAGAUAUGCUAAAAUAUACAUUGUGUCUA